This is a messenger RNA of Girardinichthys multiradiatus, 4019 nucleotides long. It is a transcript of the gene wdfy2, whose product is annotated as WD repeat and FYVE domain containing 2. The record is from RefSeq and is a predicted model, not a curated record. Bases 197 to 1399 code for a protein of 400 amino acids. The transcript has 12 exons. Gene Ontology annotation, molecular function: protein binding; metal ion binding. NCBI's taxonomy places the organism in Eukaryota, Metazoa, Chordata, Actinopteri, Cyprinodontiformes, Goodeidae.
AAAUGAGGUGUGUGUGACUGGCUGUGGGCGGUGUGAUGUUUUGUCAGCUGACCUGACUGUACCUCUCGCCGAAGUCACAACACCGUCUCGGUUCGCCCUGACGGCUGCAUGUAGCAGCUUCCUCGCCGAGUCUCUGCCGUGGGACGUUUCCUCGAGACGGAGGGAGGCGGAGGUCCGAACACCACACAGCUCCAGCAUGGCGGCCGAAAUCCAGCCUCGUCCGCAGGCUAGGAAGCCAUGCCUGCUGAGUAAAAUCGAGGCUUUCCAGGAGGUUGUGACGGCAGCGGCGAUCAUCCCUAAAGAAGACGGGGUGAUCAGCGUGUCUGAGGACAGAACAAUUCGAGUUUGGCUGAAGAGAGACAGCGGUCAGUACUGGCCAAGUGUUUACCACACAAUGCCAUCCUCAUGUUCCUGUAUGUCUUUUAACCCAGAGACCAGAAGGCUGUCUGUAGGCAUGGAUACAGGGAGUAUCUGUGAGUUUCUUCUGUCAGAGGACUACAACAAGAUGACCCCAGCGCUCACAUAUCAAGCCCAUCAGGGCAGAGUUGCGGUGGUGCUCUUUGUGUUAGAGAUGGAGUGGCUGUUAAGCACUGGCCAGGACAGAAACUUCACCUGGCACUGCUCAGAGAGCGGGCAGCAGCUGGGGACGUAUCGCACCGCAGCCUGGGUCUCAGGACUACAGUUUGAUGUUGAGACCAGACAUGCCUUCGUAGGGGACCAGUCUGGUCAGGUGACCAUCCUGAAGCUGGAGCAGGAAAGCUGCAGUAUGGUUACCACCUUCAAAGGACACACAGGUAAUGUGACAGCGCUGUGUUGGGACCCGGUUCAGCGGGUGCUGUUUUCCGGUAGCUCGGACCACUCCAUCAUUAUGUGGGACAUCGGAGGGAGGAAAGGCACCGCCAUCGAGCUGCAAGGACACAAUGACAAAGUCCAGGGCCUAUGCUAUGCUUCUCACACCCGGCAGCUCAUUUCCUGCAGCUCAGAUGGCAGCAUCGUCAUCUGGAACAUGGACGUGACUCGACAAGAGACUCCAGAAUGGCUGGACAGUGACUCCUGUCAGAAGUGUGAGCAGCCUUUCUUCUGGAACUUCAAACAGAUGUGGGACAGUAAGAAGAUCGGCCUGCGACAGCACCACUGCAGGAAGUGUGGCCAGGCUGUCUGCGGCAAAUGUUCGUCCAAGCGCUCCACCAUCCCCCUCAUGGGCUUCGAGUUUGAGGUGCGCGUGUGUGACAGCUGCCAUGAGUCCAUCACUGAUGAGGACCGAGCGCCCACAGCCACCUUCCACGACAGCAAGCACAACAUUGUUUACAUGCACUACGAGCCCACCACAGGAAACCUGCUCACCUCUGGCCCCGACAAGGUCAUCAAGAUAUGGGACAUGACUCCGGUGGUGUCAUGACUUUUUGUGGACAAGCCACAUUUCUGCAAACUGUGAAGGUGUCCUAACAGAAGUCGCACUUUGAUGAGAAAGAGGGAACAGUGUCCUUGUCACCUGGAUAAUAUUUAACAGUUAUUUAACUACAGAGCCGUGCUUGUUGCACAUUCACAGUGACUACGCUACAGGCCUGAGGGAAGCCUGAGAACAGAGCAGGUCUUGCUCAACACAAGGUUACAGACUGGUUGGUGUUUGCUUGUUGUCAGGAGUACUGAUGCUUGGAGAUUGCUAUGUACUCUGGGAUACUUUUGGGGCCUUUGUAACAUUUGGGACUUUGUUAGAAAUUUUAUGUCUUGCAUACUUUUCAUAAAUUCCCUUCCAUUGAAAAGUGGAGUAACUAAACUUCAGAUUUGUUUUGUGUAUGACGAAGCUCACUGAACUCUAACCCAUCGACAUAGUCUUAGGGAGCUGCACAUUUUUCACAUUGAGAAGUUUUUGAUCAUUGUCUAAACCAGUGAACAUCAGCAGGACUUCAGGCCUCAAAUACUAUGUCGCUCUCUAGAGGCUAAAUAUUUAAAUGUUUUAUUGUUUUACAUCAUUUCUUUUUAACAUGUACAAUUGUCUCACUGUGCCCGGAUGUAAAAUCAAAUCUUGAGCAGUCAAGGUUUAGCAUUAUUGUUUAAUAUUGUAUUCAUGGAGCCCAUAAACAGUUGCCUGAUGAUUCAUAUUCAUUGUCUGCUCUAAAUGGAGCAUCCUAAGGUUUUCAACCAAGUAGUUUUUUACAACUUUUACCCUUUGAGGGUAAAUGAUAAACAUUCCCUGUAACAUUUUUAGUUUUAUGUCACAGAUAAUUGAUUUCCAACAACAUAGCCAAACAUGAAUAUUUAAAACAGUGACAAAAGCAAGAGUCAGACUAGUUCUAAUGAGGUGUGGUUACCGGUUGCUUUAACCUAACCAAACUCUGUGAAUAAAGAAUAUUUUGGUCACUUGUUAACAUUAAUUGACAGAAUGAUCCAAUAUAUGUUUAAUUGGAGUAUUUUAGAGCUAGUGAUGAUAAAAUGCAGUCCAGAUUUCUUAAAAAAACAAAAAACAAAAAGCCCUUUAGUUUUAUGAAUCUAAUAUUCACAUCAGCGUCAUUGAAAUGGUUUUCUUACAGCACUUACACUGUUCAUAACAUAGGGGACAGCGUUUCCCAUUGACUGGACACAACUUUAAAAAUUUUUUCUGAAUGCUUGUGCCGUCCCCACGCUAUGCCACUCUGGGCGGUGAGCCAUUUUCACCACAUUAAAAACAGCCACCAUGUAAAUAGUCAACCAGCAACACCAGUUAAUGUAUUAUAAAUCUUCAGUCCUCACAAAAUAAAAUAAAUUAUUAGCCUCAUUAUUCUUCAAGCAGGCAGUGUUUUGUUUUUUUGGAAGCAAAAUCAUGUUUUGGAUCAUCGGCCAGAUGACCUGAUGCACUGUGGGUAGCUUCCUUAGUUUAUUUAUUUUUAUCACAUUUUGUCACAUGGCUGCUCAUCAUAAGGCCAGUAUUUCAGUUCUGUUUGAGUAAUUCUGUAAUAAAAUUAGUAAAUCCCCUCCAACAUCCAAAAUCAGUGCAACAUAUUUAACAUGAUCAAUCAUCUUAAACAUAUCAAACUUCCACACACACAGCUUCAGCUUUCCUUUGAUGUUAAAAUUCAAUCUUAAAGUGCAGCUCCCAGAAUAAAGCUCUCAUUUGUUUGUAUUUUACAAGUAGCUUUACAGAAUCUGUUUAGUUCUGGAUUAAAGCCGGUUUAAGCUUUCAGCUCAUGUCGAGCUUUUGACAGAGGACGCUGAUGAGGCUCAUAAUGUGCCAUGUUGAGUAAACAGUGAUUACAACCAUGCAGGCUGCUUACUGAUCUUCAGAGUAAUACCAUUGUCUACGUUCUGUACAUCCUGUCGGCAGUUUCAAGAAGUUGCUUAUUUUAAACGUUUGUUUCACACAUAAAACUUACACUAAAGCACAUAUCAACACAGCUAAAUGCUGUGGCAUUUCAGACAUCUACCAGAGCAUAAAACAUUGCUAAAAACAAUUGAAAUUGUUGUUUCUUUUAAAAGUUGUUGAUGCACUGGAAUCACGAGGCAGAAAAUCACUGAUUUGCGGGGGAAACAAUGGCCUCUAUUCCUCCAAAAUGUUUGCGUUGGCUUUAAUAGUGUUUAAAGCUCAGCUCAAAUCCAUUUGAGCAUCUUCCAAAGAUGAAUGAUUAUGGAGUUGAAAACAAGGUUGUAUGGUCACUUAACCAUAACUAUAUAGAGCAGUCUUCUUCUGAUGUUUUAGUUCCUUUUCCCAACCACUUCCUGUGAGCUAAAACGCACCUUCAAGCUGUGCAAACUAGAUUAAACAAAGCAUGAUUAUUAAUUAUAUAAAUUGGUGUAAAAUAUACUGCAGUUAAUGGAAUGGAUCUGUGGUUUGCAAACUUAACCACACAGGAGAAACCAAGAUAGAUAAACACUUCUUCAUGGUUUAUUGCUUUUAAAAUCUGUAGCGGAUAAAGUCUAUUUAAGGCCGGCUCUUUUACUUCUUGUUGCAGGAAAAGGGAAAAAAAACCAUUGUUGUAUUUCAGAGUUUUCAUGAAUGUAACGUCUGUAUAGAUGAUCGAUUAAAACACAAACGAUUUACCCUC